Messenger RNA from Aspergillus puulaauensis, 1305 nucleotides. RefSeq lists its product as uncharacterized. The record is from RefSeq and is a predicted model, not a curated record. NCBI's taxonomy places the organism in Eukaryota, Fungi, Ascomycota, Eurotiomycetes, Eurotiales, Aspergillaceae. The coding region runs from base 1 to 1305 and encodes 434 amino acids. The transcript has a single exon.
AUGACCCCUCCACCCGACCGCGUCGCUCGAACCAUGCUAUCAUGGCACUCCCUCGAGCUCAUCUCAUGCACCACAAUCCAAACCCUCUGGGCCGGGUACGGCCAGAUAUGCGCCAUCAAAGCAAAGGCGACUACCGACGAAGCAGCGAAGCAUCUGGACGAGCUCUUCGGGGUGCAGGUGCAGGUGCACUCAUCUACUGGAACUGGAAGAGGGACUGUCUAUCCUCUCAUACUGAAACUGAUCUCGCCGCCGCAGAAGCAGAAUACGGCGCGGGGUAAAGAGACAGAAGAUGAGGGCCAUCUGCGCAAGAUGCUUAGUUAUCAGGUUGAGCAGUGCUUUUACAGUGAUGUGGUGCCGCGGUUUGGUGGGGGUGUUGCUGUAGCGGGGUGUCUUGCGUCGACGCGGGAGAUGGUUGACCGGACAGGAGAGUUUGAAGGGGGAGAGGAGUUGGAAGGGCUUAUGGCUAUUGUCAUGGUUGAUCUUAGGGUCAAGUACCCUGUCGCCGGUGAGAAGAGGAGUGUGUUGAGUGAGGCGCAGGUACAUGGAGCAUUGGACUGGCUUGCUGGGUUCCAUGGGCGGUCGUGGAGUCUACUCCCGGAGAACCUGGAUGGGUGUGUCUUGCCGCCUCUUGAAGAGGCAAAGAGGAGGCAGGGCAUGAACACGAAUGGUGUUGGGAGCGGAAAUGGACUGUGGCUGAACGGGGGAUACACGUACCUUGCAACACGGCGAAAAGAGUACGAAUCUCUAGCACGGGAUACUUACUCGGAAUGGUCCGAAGCUUUAUGCCGGAAUCAAGAAGGCUCAUCAAUGUCCAUAGCUGAGAUGGUUGCAUUAUUUCUAACACCCCACGGACGGCCAAUUGAGUCGUAUAUCCACGGCGACGUCAAGUCCGAGAAUCUCUUCACGACGAAGAAUGGAGACGAGGUGGCGUUUUUCGAUUUCCAAUAUGUCGGGCUAGGCCUGGGUGUUUGUGAUCUCGCGAAACUGUUUACGUGCUCGGUUCCGCUGGAUAUGCUUGAUGAUGCCGGCGACUCUCUCCCUGAGCGGUUAACAAUGCGCGACGGCGAGAAGAGACUGCUGGAGCGGUAUCGCUCGAGUCUUCUACAGCAUGGAGAGAAUAACUCGUACGAGUGGGAUACGUUUAGACGACACUGGGAGACUGCCCUGGUAGACUGGUGUCGAUUCCAGGCGUCUUGGGGAUUCUGGGGGAAUACGGAGUGGCUCGAGGCGCGUGUACGAUCGAUAUUGAGCGACCAAGAGUGGAGAGACUGGCUGAGACGGGAAGUAGAGGGUCAGAGUUUAUGA